AUGCCGAACGGCAUUUUAGCGCAGUCUCCGGAACAGAAGAGUCUCCCUUCAAAGUAUGGGUCUCCACAGUGCACGCAAGUAGCCGUCUUGUUUCGCAGUGAUUCUGCUUGGAAUCCUUCCCGUCUCAAGCGAGUAGCGUCGCGAUGCACUUUUGGAGGUGAAAAGCUGCGGCUCAAGGCCGAGCUGUUUCGGUUCAAUCAGAUCGACGACGUGGCCAAAUCCAUGGAAGUUCCUGUGGGCGUGAGCUACCAUCGCGAAUCACAGCUUGCGACGUGUACAGACCUAUCAGCACGUCCUUAUCGACAGGGGUCAAGGGUCGCUGGUCCCAGUAUCGAUUGA
Messenger RNA from Cladophialophora immunda, 339 nucleotides. RefSeq lists its product as uncharacterized. Lineage: Eukaryota; Fungi; Ascomycota; Eurotiomycetes; Chaetothyriales; Herpotrichiellaceae. The coding region runs from base 1 to 339 and encodes 112 amino acids. The transcript has a single exon. The record is from RefSeq and is a predicted model, not a curated record.